AUGUCAGGAGCGCCGGGCGCGGGCAAAAGCACCACAGCAAAUCUCCUAGCCCAGCCUCUUGGUGCCGUCAUCCUCGAUCUUGACGUUAUCAAGUCCUCUCUCCUCGAUAAUGGUGUACUAUUUGAGCAGGCCGCAAAGCUAGCUUACUCGACGCUUUGGGCGCUCGCCGGCAGCAUGCUCAAACAGGGCCGCGACCUCAUUGUAGACUGCACCUGCAACUACGAAGAAGUCCUCACUAGUGGGAGAACCCUGGCGAAAAAAGCAGAUUUUGAGUAUUGGUACAUCGAGUGCAGACCUCAAAUGACAAGAAGCUGGCUCUAG
Colletotrichum scovillei is the source of this 321-nucleotide messenger RNA. Its product is annotated as ATP-binding protein. The record is from RefSeq and is a predicted model, not a curated record. The coding region runs from base 1 to 321 and encodes 106 amino acids. NCBI's taxonomy places the organism in Eukaryota, Fungi, Ascomycota, Sordariomycetes, Glomerellales, Glomerellaceae. The transcript has 2 exons.